Messenger RNA from Merops nubicus (carmine bee-eater), 1449 nucleotides. It is a transcript of the gene NOL9, whose product is annotated as nucleolar protein 9. NCBI's taxonomy places the organism in Eukaryota, Metazoa, Chordata, Aves, Coraciiformes, Meropidae. Bases 1 to 1449 code for a protein of 482 amino acids. The transcript is spliced from 10 exons. Gene Ontology annotation, molecular function: polynucleotide 5'-hydroxyl-kinase activity. Gene Ontology annotation, biological process: cleavage in ITS2 between 5.8S rRNA and LSU-rRNA of tricistronic rRNA transcript (SSU-rRNA, 5.8S rRNA, LSU-rRNA). The record is from RefSeq and is a predicted model, not a curated record. Gene Ontology annotation, cellular component: nucleus.
AUGGCGCGGUUCUCGCCCGAGUGCGCCGUGGUGCUGCUGGAGCACCUGGACACGCCGGUGACGCGGUUCCUGCUCAGCCACCCGCUGCUGUCGCAGAUCUUCGAGCCCCAGAAAAAGGAGGAAUCCAGCUUCAUGCCGGAAGAUGCGGUUCUGGCAUCUGUUGGCAUCGUGAAAUGCGGCCCAGACCGCGGGCUGCUGGUGUCGGAGAGCAUGUGCCUGGCUCUGGAGGAGCUGAUCCAAGCAUGCUGUGCUGAAGAUGAAGGUGUCCCGGUGAUGCUGGUGUGUGGCCCCAAAAACACUGGGAAAUCCACAUUUAACAGAUACCUAAUUAAUCUGUUACUGAAUCGCCUUCCCUCAGUUGAAUAUAUGGAAUGUGACAUAGGUCAAACCGAAUUUACACCACCUGGAUGCGUGUCUUUAAGUAACAUAACAGAGCCAGUUCUUGGUCCACCAUUCACUCAUCAGCAAACACCACGUAAGAUGGUGUAUUAUGGACAGACUAGUUGUGAGCAGGACACGGAAAGAUACCUCGAUGUAGUGAAGUAUGUGUUCAGCUCCUACAAGAAGGAAGUGCCUUUAGUCAUCAACACCAUGGGCUGGGUGAAAGGUGAGGGGCUGCUGCUCCUGAUUGACAUCAUCCGGCUGUUGUCCCCCAGUCACAUCGUUCAGAUGGACCUGUGCGACUGGAAGGCCAUGGCCCUGCUCACCCCCGAGUACGUUCACCUCACUCCUGGCCUCUACACCAAGGGCAAGCAACAGGCCAAGCGCAAGCGGAUGCGCGUGGCUGGUGCAGAGCACUGGAGCCUCCCUGAGGGGGAGGGAGAUGCCUCUACUCCUGAGUAUAAGUUACUGUACGUCCACCCGGAAUUCCCUCGAGCAGGGGUUGCAGGCAAAGCGCGAGUGCACAGCAGCAUCCUGCGUGACAUGUCCAUUCUGGGCUACCUGGGACAGCUGCAGUCCCCCGACAUCGGGGCAGUGCUUCCGCUGCACAGUCUUGUGCCGUAUCAGGUACCUUUCAAUGCUGUUGCACUCAGGGUUAUCCACACUGAUGUUGCUCCCACCAACAUCAUGUAUGCAGUGAACGCCAGCUGGGUCGGGCUGUGCAGGAUACCAGAUGAAAUUAGAUGCCAGAGCGAGGGGCCGGUCUUGCUGACACAGACACCGGUCUGUGAUUGCCUCGGCUUUGGAAUUGUCCGAGGGGUUGACAUAGAUAAGAAGCUUUACCACGUCCUGACGCCAGUGCCUCCAGAGAACCUGAGACUAGUGAAUUGUCUGCUCCUUGGAAAUAUUGCAAUCCCAAACUGUGUUCUUGUGGGCCAGCAAGGAGUUGAGGGUGAGAUCCCCUACGUCACGUCUGACUACAACUACAACAUCUUGGGGUCUGGAAAGCUGAAAAAGAAGAAGCUUGGCAAGAGGAGGGAGUAUGCAUUUGAGUGUGAUUACACCUGA